UGUUGUUGUUUUUUCGUUCUGUGUGGAAUUAUGAAACAUUCUUUAGACAGGUAUUACAUCACACACGUGUUAACUAUCACCUUACUGAGCUGGACGUCAGACACCCUCACCCCUGUCCAGGCCCUCCAGUGUCCGCCCUGUGGAAGGAUACACUGCCACCCAAAGAAGGCGUCGCAGCUCAAGUGUAAGGGGGGUGUCACGACGGGUAUCUGCAACUGCUGUCCCAGCUGUGCGAAGAUUAAGGGGGAGAGAUGUGGGGGCGACUAUAACUACAUGGGUAAAUGUGACAGGGGACUGACGUGCAAUACCAGGCUCGGGCAUGCACUCCUCUUUCCAUCCCAGCAGGAACCGCUCGGAAUUUGUGAACGAAUGACAAGACAUCAAGCUGACGAGGGGUUUGCAUCUCAUUGUCGACCAUUGUGUACUCCCGAGUUUUGCCGAAGACGCCCGAGGGCGGUGUGUUCAGCAAGAGACGCCGCGGAGGAGAGGAUGACGUGCCAGGGGGACUGUCAGCACACGGCGUGCACGGCGUGCCGCUUCCUACGUCGUGCCAGCUGCGCCAAGUGCAGAAAGGACGAUUUUAAAUGCCUCAAGAAGUUCGGCAAAUGCAUAAAGAAACAUUCAUGUUCGAGAAAACGAUUCCCCUGCAAAUGGAGAGGACUAAAGGCUACGGAAACUGGCACAUUCGUGUGUAAAAUACCAGGAUGUCUUGAGCCAUGACAAGCAACAGACAGCUGGGAAAAAAAUACACAUACACACAAAGCCAGAUUCACUGUUCGGCUUAAAUCAUGGCGAUAACACGCUUAUCGGUCGCUAACAUGGUGGACGGUUGACUUGUUACUACAACAGUAAAUAAUGUGUCGACAAUUAAGUCACACUGAUAAAUGUUGUACGCCAGGAGAAUUUGUGAAUUUAAUCCAUGUUUCAAUGUACUGUUAAAUCGGAUGGAUUUUUUUUGCCAUUUAAACCAGACCGUGAUUUUUGCUAUUUAUCUUUAUGGUAUUGCCAUACAAUAGUAGUCACAGAGAGAGAGAGAGAGAGAGAGAGAGAGAGA
Messenger RNA from Gigantopelta aegis, 1054 nucleotides. RefSeq lists its product as uncharacterized. Gene Ontology annotation, molecular function: insulin-like growth factor binding. The record is from RefSeq and is a predicted model, not a curated record. Gene Ontology annotation, biological process: regulation of cell growth; regulation of signal transduction. The transcript has 4 exons. Gene Ontology annotation, cellular component: extracellular region. The coding region runs from base 31 to 720 and encodes 229 amino acids. NCBI's taxonomy places the organism in Eukaryota, Metazoa, Mollusca, Gastropoda, Neomphalida, Peltospiridae.